Molecule: messenger RNA, 1169 nt
Organism: Pan troglodytes (chimpanzee)
Lineage: Eukaryota; Metazoa; Chordata; Mammalia; Primates; Hominidae
Gene: TRAT1
Product: T cell receptor associated transmembrane adaptor 1
Exons: 6
Coding region: 193-753 (186 amino acids)
Biological process (GO): positive regulation of T cell receptor signaling pathway; negative regulation of receptor recycling
Cellular component (GO): T cell receptor complex
Source: RefSeq, a predicted model, not a curated record
AACAAAGUACACACAAAAGAUUUUAAGAAACAGAAGAGAAAAGAAUCUGAGGCACAGAUAAAGAUAAGUUUUACUGUCAUGCUGCUUUUAACAUAACCGAGCAACAUCACCUAGGAAAAAAGUUUGUAGGAGGAUUUUUAAUCCAUAUAUUUGUCUUAUGGCUAGAUAAAGAUUUCUCUGAAAAAAAGAAGCAUGUCAGGAAUCUCUGGGUGCCCUUUUUUCCUCUGGGGACUUCUAGCAUUGUUGGGCUUGGCUUUGGUUAUAUCACUGAUCUUCAAUAUUUCCCACUAUGUGGAAAAGCAACGACAAGAUAAAAUGUACAGCUACUCCAGUGACCACACCAGGGUUGAUGAGUAUUAUAUUGAAGACACACCAAUUUAUGGUAACUUAGAUGAUAUGAUUUCAGAACCAAUGGAUGAAAAUUGCUAUGAACAAAUGAAAGCCCGACCAGAGAAAUCUGUAAAUAAGAUGCAGGAAGCCACCCCAUCUGCACAGGCAACCAAUGAAACACAGAUGUGCUACGCCUCACUUGAUCACAGUGUUAAGGGGAAGCGUAGAAAGCCCAGGAAACAGAAUACUCAUUUCUCAGACAAGGUUGGAGAUGAGCAACUACAUGCAAUAGACGCCAGCGUUUCUAAGACCACCUUAGUAGACAGUUUCUCCCCAGAAAGCCAGGCAGUAGAGGAAAACAUUCAUGAUGAUCCCAUCAGACUGUUUGGAUUGAUCCGUGCUAAGAGAGAACCUAUAAACUAGCUGGACCAUGAUCUAGUUCAAUGAUUUGGCUCCUAUUGAAGAUGGCUUCUAAGAAAACAAGAUGCGCAGAGGACACAGAAGGACUUGGCAGCAGGGUGAUGACCUGAUCAUUUGUUGAUGGGAUGGUGGCUUACCUCUUAUUCACAGCUUACACUUAUGCAUGCCAAAUGUAAGGCCAUGAAAAUCAGUAUUUCAAAUAACUUAAAAAAUGCUUUACUACUAAAAUGUAAAAAAUUAAUGUGCUCACCUCGGCAGCACAUAUACUAACAAUUAAUAAGACCCAGCUUGAAAAUUGAGCCUGAUAACAAGAUUACAAAUUCACAAUACCUAAUACUUAGGGAAAUAUAAAAAUUUAAGCAUGAAUGUAUUCUGGAACACAUUAGAAGAAAAAUAAAAGCCAAUGAGUUUUUUUUUAA